AUGAUAAAGUUCGCCGCAUGGAAUAUUAGGGGUCUAAAUGCCCUAACAAAGCAAAAAGAGGGGUGCCAAUUUACUUGGACGCAGAAACCUUCUGGGGGUGACGGUAUAAUGCGUAAAUUAGAUCGUAUUUUGGGAAAUUCUGCUUUUAUUGCUAGAUUUGGGGACGCCUCGGUUUUCUUUGAACCAAGGGGGAUCUCAGAUCACUCUCCAAGAAUUCUUUCUUUCAAAUUUGGUAGGCGUCUUCGUCAUCGUGGUUUCAAGUUUGAUAAUUUUGUGACCUCUCAUGUGGAUUUCCUUAAGUCUGUGGAGGGGGUGUGGAUGAAACCUCAGAGAGGUUCAUAUAUGAAGAGAGUGCUUCGGAAAAUGCAUGAGAUGAAAGGGGUUUGUCGUCGGCUCCAAAAUUCUUAUGGGUGUUUGGAUAAAAAGGUGGCUCAGUUAAAGACGGAACUUGAUGUUGCUCAAUUGGCUUGUGAUCUAGACUCGUUUAAUGAUUUGCUGAAAGAGGACAUUGCUCACCUCUUGCUAGCAUAUCAAAAAGCUAGAAAUGAUCAAGUGGAAAUGGUUCGACAAAAAGCAAAGAUCUCUUGGCUUAAUGAAGGGGAUGGAAACUCAAAGUUCUUCUUUCAUGCUACGAAAGAGAAGCGUAAUAGGAGCCAUAUUGCUACUAUUAGGGAUUCUUUUGGUACUGUUUUUGAGCAUCAUGAUGUCCCAAAAGCGUUUAUUAAUCAUUUUGAAGGUAUUCUGGGUAAUUCUAAUAUGUUGGAUGCUCUGUUCGAUAUUGGGAAUGACAAGGCUCCUGGCCUUGAUGGGUUUUCGUCAAAGUUCUUUAAAGCGGCUUGGAGUGUGGUAGGUAGGGAUGUUCUCAUUGGGAUUCAUAAUUUCUUCUACUCUGCAAAUUUGGAUUACCAAUUGAAUCAUACUCUACUAUGCCUCGUCCCGAAGGUUCCAAAUGCUUCAUGUGUUACUGAUUAUCGUCCCAUUGCAUGUUGUAAUGUUUUGCUGAAAUGUAUCAGUAAAAUUAUUGCUGAACGGAUAAAAGGUUCUCUGGAUUUUCUUAUUAGCAACGCUCAAUCUGCGUUCAUCCCUGGACAUCAGAUGACUGAUAAUAUUUUAUUGGCACGUGAGCUUAUAGCUGGUUAUCAAAAAUCUGAAGGGGAGCCAAAGUGUGAGUUUAAGAUUGAUAUCCAGAAAGCGUAUGAUACAGUUGACUGGCAGUUUCUUUUAGAGAUGCUAAAGGGAAUGGGUUUUCAUCCAGUUAUGAUUAAUUGGAUAAAGUCUCUAAUCUCUUCGCCUACUUUCUCUAUAUGCGUUAAUGGACGGUAG
Molecule: messenger RNA, 1323 nt
Organism: Cynara cardunculus var. scolymus (artichoke)
Lineage: Eukaryota; Viridiplantae; Streptophyta; Magnoliopsida; Asterales; Asteraceae
Exons: 3
Coding region: 1-1323 (440 amino acids)
Source: RefSeq, a predicted model, not a curated record